AUGAUCAUCUCAAUAGCCACCUACCAACUCCUCGGCUUCAUCCCCGUCUUGGCCAUCCUGUUGCUUGCAUUUGGUAAACUUAUAUCCCGAAGGUACUGCACUCCUCCAUUAGAUGCUCACGGCUCUGCCGUGCUGAUUACCGGCUGUGACAGCGGCUUUGGAUAUGAGCUGGCUCGAUGCUUGGACCAGAAGGGGUUUGUGGUCUUUGCUGGCUGUUUGUUUCCCAGAGGAAUGGGUGCCCAGAACCUGGCUGGACAGUGCUCUAGUCGUUUGAAAAUUCUCAAACUGGACGUGACCAGUGAUGAAGAAGUGCAGCAGGCUAUGAGGAUUGUCAAAGAGAACCUACCAGAAAAAGGCCUGUGGGCAGUGGUUAACAACGCUGGCAUCUCAGAUUGGGCGGAGAUAGAGUGGAGCACAAUUGAAGACUUUCGCCACAUGGUGGACAUCAACCUCUUUGGCUGCAUCAGGACGACUGUGGCCUUCUUACCUUUGGUACGUGCUGCAAAAGGGAGGAUGGUUUUCGUGUCGAGCAUCUUUUCCUUCUUCAACUGCCUGAAUAUGGGAAGCUACAGCAUUUCCAAGCGAGGUCUGGAGGCAUUUGCCGACUGUUUGCGGGUGGAAAUGGCCAGCUUUGGUGUCAAGGUAAGCAUCAUCCAGCCGGGCAACUUUGGCCAAGCCACCAACAUUGUAAAGAUGAAGACCGUGUCUGAUAUAUGGGCAAAGUUUGAUGAAGAGCGAAAGCAAAUAUUUAACAAAGGCUAUAUCGAGCUAGCCAUCGAGUACUUUGUCUCCACAUGCAAGACAGGCUUCACCAACCCAGACAAGGUCAUCAAUGCCAUGUUGCACGCCCUUACAGCCCCUCACCCUAAAAGACGAUAUAUGGUAGUUUCAGCCAUGGAUCGAGUAUUUUUCCAACUCUACCCUUUUCUCCCCACUGCGCUCACUGAUUCUGUGUUUUCUCUCAGCUCUAUAUAUGACAAAAGAAAAGAAAUGUUGUAUGUGAAAUAG
This is a messenger RNA of Nerophis lumbriciformis (worm pipefish), 1008 nucleotides long. The record is from RefSeq and is a predicted model, not a curated record. Lineage: Eukaryota; Metazoa; Chordata; Actinopteri; Syngnathiformes; Syngnathidae.